AUGGCUGGUUUGAGUCCUGAUUAUGCCAGUCAGACCAAAGGACCGAGAAUUAUUGGAGUAUUCUGGGCGUUCUUUUCUGUGAGUCUUGUAAUGGUCUCUGCGCGACUCUACAUCCGAGCCCGUAUGCUGAAAAAUAUGGGGUUGGAUGAUUAUAUAAUUGCAACAGCAAUGGUGUUACUCGGGAGUUAUACAGUUGUCACCACCGAGCUCGUCGUCCUGGGGUAUGGGAAGCAUACGGCCAUGAUUAUGGAAGAAGGUGGCGCGAACUUGCUGGAACAAGUGCUGUUGAUCAAUUACAUUAACUUCGCUCUGGGUAUCAUGUCUUUCACGACGCCCAAGCUUGCCAUUGCCGCCCUUUUGAAUCGAGUCCUGAACCCUGGGGCAUUCCACCAGGUCUUUUUAUGGGUAUUGACGGCCGCAGUAUUCGUCACAUCCAGUAUCUGUAUCAUCGUUCUUUUCACCAUGUGUGACCCCCCACAGGCUCUCUGGAAAACCCAACUUUUGGCCGAAGGCGCAACCUGCCGCCCACAAAGAGUACUGGUGAACUACGCAAUCUUCACAGGAGCUAUGUCGGCCUUUGUCGAUUUAUAUCUCUCUAUAUACCCAAUCGCCGUUUUGAUGUCCCUCCAAAUGACGCUGAAGAAGAAGUUGGCUCUCUGUGCGGUGCUGGGGCUCGGUGCAAUUGCGUGUGCAAUGGCUAUCGUCAAAUGUAACCAGUUGCCGGGUCUUUAUGACACGGCCGACUCAACUUAUGCCACAGCGGAUCUCGUCAUCUGGACCAGCAUCGAGUCAAACAUUAUUAUCAUGGCUUCCUGCAUCCCCACCCUUGGCCCGCUUUACGAAAUGCUUCGUGGGAAGCGCUCCUGGAGCUCGCAUCAGCGGUCCUAUAGAAGCAACGGUGCGAAGCUAAACUCCUCACUCGGUCGCCCUGUUAAGAAGCGGAUCAAUCAUUUGUUCAAGGACGACGACCUAAUGAACACCACUAUUGGGGCAACUAAGCAAGGUAGCCAGGAGAGCAUAUUAAAUUCGGAGGAGGCUCGGAAUAAGGCUCAUCCCAUGGGUAGCAUUCAUACGACGGAUUAG
This is a messenger RNA of Penicillium soppii, 1083 nucleotides long. RefSeq lists its product as uncharacterized. The record is from RefSeq and is a predicted model, not a curated record. The transcript is spliced from 6 exons. NCBI's taxonomy places the organism in Eukaryota, Fungi, Ascomycota, Eurotiomycetes, Eurotiales, Aspergillaceae. The coding region runs from base 1 to 1083 and encodes 360 amino acids.